AUGAAAGGAGACAUUGAAGGCCUGAAGUAUUUGUUCACCACAGGUUCGGCUGGUCCGCGCGAUGUCAGUAAUUCUCGUGGCUAUUCUCUGUUAAGGUGGGCACUGUAUGGCGGUAUGCAUAACUACGAGACGGUUCAUUUCUUGUUGAAUCAAGGAGCACAUGUUGACGAGAUUUCAUACGACAAUGUCUGGGACUUCAUGAUGAGGGGCAAGUGCAACGAAGUCGAAACACAUGCACUCAGAUGUAUCACAGAAGGCGGCGAGGGAGAUUGGUUAGAAGAGCAGAAUUUCCCUCUAGUCCACAGGAUCAUCUUCGGUCUUUCCAGCAAAUCUCUUGAAGUUGAGUUGAAAGAGAACCCGAACGCAAUAUACGUUACCGACGCGCAAGGACGAAAUGCACUUGCCUGGGCGACUGCUAGAGUGCAGCUACAAGAGAUGGCGCUCCUUCUCCAACAUGGUGCUGAUCCAAACAAUAUGGAUAUCACCGGGAGAACUCCCGUACUGCAUGCAGUGGAUAGUCAUGAUCCUGCGUGCUUACGUCUCAUUCUUACUGGGGGUGGCAACCCAAACCUCAAACCACCCAAAGGUCUCUUCCGCAGUAGUCCUUUGACAGCUGCUGGGUUUGCCGGCGAGACUAGCUUAUUGAAGCUGCUACUCGAGUUUGGUGCUGAGCCUAACGCCCGCAACCCCGAAGGCCUCACAGCAUUGCACUCCGUCGCACAUCGUUGCUAUGACUACAUCACAACCCUGAGAUUUGGAGGCCCUCAACUUUUGCCCAUCAUCGCCGAAAAUGCCGAUAUCAGUACUAUGAACAUCCUAGCCUCGUCGCACCCUCUCAAAUUAGCGUUAGAUCUCAGCACGGACAGCUUGUCCAAAGGAACGGCUAUUUUGGAACAACGUCGAGAUUAUAGCGAAAAGCUGUCUGAGGCUUUCGAGGAGUUGGUAACCAUCGCACAGGCAGAGGAGUCCAUUGCCGGCAUGUCGGAUCUCGACGCUUCAACACCACGCGUGUUCUUAGCGCGUCAUGGGGAGACUGAGUGGACCAAAAAUGGACGCUACACCGGCAUUACAGACAUUGAGCUGACGCCAUAUGGGCUCGAGCAAGUGACUGCGACCGCGACUUUGCUUGUUGGCCAUGGCAAGCUUAUCGACCCAGCCCAAGUACAUCGUAUAUAUGUUAGCCCGCGCAAAAGAGCUCAGCAGACAUUUCAGUGCCUGUUCAACAGCUCAGAAGAACAUUUCAGUCUAUCUAUCGAUGAUGAAAAGGUUAGUGUGACUGAAGACAUUGCUGAAUGGGACUACGGCGCCUAUGAGGGUCUGAAGGUCGAAGAAAUCCGGGAUUUGAGGAAGGGUAAAGGCCUCGACCAGACCUGUACAUGGAACAUUUGGCGAGAUGGAUGCGAGAGCGGAGAAUCUGCACAGCAAGUCAGCGACCGACUCGACCGCCUCAUCUGCGAAAUCCGCGAUAUCCAGAGCCCGGCCAUGAACGGAGAGAGACCAGUAGACAUAGUCCUGGUCGCACAUGGCCUUGUUCUCCGCUGUUUCCUGAAGCGCUGGCUGGGACUCCCACUUGACGCAUCAUUUCCAGUGAUGUACUCUCCUGGUGCAAUCGGUGUACUUGGGUACAAGAACCAUAACCUGGCUGAGCCUGCAUUCUUUUUAGGCGUCGCACUACCGUCGCACAAGUGA
Molecule: messenger RNA, 1689 nt
Organism: Alternaria novae-zelandiae
Lineage: Eukaryota; Fungi; Ascomycota; Dothideomycetes; Pleosporales; Pleosporaceae
Exons: 10
Coding region: 1-1689 (562 amino acids)
Biological process (GO): ribose phosphate biosynthetic process
Molecular function (GO): protein binding; sedoheptulose-bisphosphatase activity
Source: RefSeq, a predicted model, not a curated record